AUGCUAAAGUUGAAAACUUUAUUUCAUCGUUCCAAAUAUUUCCACCCCAAGAUUUAUUACAGAACCUUAAAUUCAUUAACAACAGCAGAAGCCCUUCAAAAUCUUGACCCCACAAUAUCUAGUUACUUCAAUUUCAUCUCAUCAAACCCAUUAUUUUCCCUAUUGUGUUCAUGUCGAAAUCUAAACUCACUCAAACAAUUACAUUCUUUACUCAUAGUAGAUGGGCAGUCAACUCAGCUCAACUUACAAACCAAACUCGUAAGCCAAUACGGUUCUCUCGGGGACUUACGGAAUGCGCGCUUAGUGUUUGAUGAAAUGCCUAACCCAGAUAUGUUUUCAUGUAAAGUUAUGAUUAGAUGGUAUUUUAUCAAUGAUUUACAUUUUGAAACAAUUGGGUUUUAUAAGUGUAUGAGGAGAUGUGUUAGGGAACAUGAUGAUGUCGUGUUUUCGAUUGUUGUGAAGGCGUGUACGGAGAUGAGAGAUGUGAGUGUAGGAAGGAAGGUGCAUUGUGAUGUUGUCAAGGCGGGAUGUCGUGAUGGUUUUGUUUUGACUAGUCUUGUUGAUAUGUAUGCUAAGUGUGGAGACGUGAAGUGUUCGCGGAGUGUUUUUGAUUGUAUUGUUGAUAGAGAUGUCGUUUCUUGGACUUCUAUGAUUGCUGCGUAUGUGCAAAAUGGUUGUGCUGAGGAAGCGUUGGUGUUGUUUAAUAGGAUGAGGAGUGGGUUAGUUGAAGGAAAUCAACAUACUUUUGGAAGCAUUGUUUCGGCGUGUACAAAGUUAAGAGCUUUACAUCAAGGGAAAUGGGUCCACGGGUAUGCUAUUAAGAAUGGGGUUGAUCUCAAUUCGCAUUUUGUUAGUUCUCUUGUGGAUAUGUAUGUGAAAUGUGGGGCUAUUGGUGAUGCUCGAUACGCUUUUGAUGAGCUUUCUGGUGUUGAUCUUGUUACUUGGACUGCCAUGAUUGUGGGCUAUAGUCAAAAUGGUUAUCCUAAUGCAGCAAUUGCAUUGUUUACCGACGAGAAAUAUAAGAAAAUUUUACCCAAUUCAGUUACAAUUUCAAGUGUGAUAUCGGCUUGUGCACACAUGGGCAAUCCGAACUUAGGUAGAUCCAUACAUUGCCAUGAGGUUAAGUUAGGAUUAGAAGAUACUAAUGUGGUAAAUGCUCUUGUGGACAUGUAUGCAAAGUGUCAGAUGAUUAAAGAUGCUCGUUACUUAUUUGACAAAUUUUCAAAGAAAGAUUUGGUUACAUGGAACUCGAUUAUCAAUGGGUACGCCCAAACUGGCUAUAAAGAUGAGGUUACAAGGUUAUUUCAUCAAAUGAGAUCAGAAGGCUUUCUCCCAGAUGAAUUUACAUUAGUGACCCUCCUUUCUUGUUUUUCUUCUGCUGGUGAUCUUCAUGUUGGUUCUUCUGUCCAUUCUUAUUGCAUCAAAGUUUCAUAUGACGAUGUAUAUAUCAACACAGCACUUUUGCAUUUUUAUGCCAGCUGUGGUGAAUUAAAAACUGCCCGUCGUGUUUUUGAUAGUAUGGGUGAGAAGAGCACAAUUUCAUGGAACACAUUGAUCAAUGCCUAUGGAAUGCAAGGGGAUUGCAAUGGUUCUAUUGCACUUUUCAAUGAUAUGGUGAAAGGAAAUUUGGAUCUUACUGAUGCAACAUUCACAGUAAUUCUAUCUGCUUGUAGUCACACAGGAACAGUUGAAGGAUGGAAAUUCUUUAAUAUGAUGUGUCAAGAGUUUAACUUUGUACCAAAAAUGAAGCACUAUGGAUGUAUGGUUGACCUGUUGGCUCGUUCUGGCAAGCUCGAAGAAGCAUUUGACUUCAUCAAGAAGAUACCGGAGCAACCUGAUGUGAGCUUGUUUGGGUCAUUUCUUCAUGGUUGCAGCAUGCACUCGAGGUUUGACCUUGGUCAGAUGGCAGUGAGAUGGAUGUUUGACCAACAUCCGAUCAAUGCGUCCUAUUAUGUGCUCGUGUCGAAUUUGUUUGCUUCCGAUGGAAGAUGGAGCCAGGUUUCUCAAAUAAGAGACUUGAUGAAGCUAAAGGACUUGAAUAAGCUGCCUGGAUGCAGCCUGAUUAGUAACGACAAUUGUACUAUAACGCAUCAUCUGGUCUGAAUCAUGAUGCACCCCUGAAGGUUUCUUUGAGACCUGCAGAUAUCAUCAUUGAUCUACCAAUCUAAGAUUGCUUCCAGUCUUUGACUA
Erigeron canadensis is the source of this 2190-nucleotide messenger RNA. Its product is annotated as pentatricopeptide repeat-containing protein At2g03380, mitochondrial. NCBI's taxonomy places the organism in Eukaryota, Viridiplantae, Streptophyta, Magnoliopsida, Asterales, Asteraceae. Bases 1 to 2103 code for a protein of 700 amino acids. Gene Ontology annotation, molecular function: protein binding; RNA binding. The transcript has a single exon. Gene Ontology annotation, biological process: RNA modification. The record is from RefSeq and is a predicted model, not a curated record.